Messenger RNA from Astyanax mexicanus (Mexican tetra), 6396 nucleotides. It is a transcript of the gene baz1b, whose product is annotated as bromodomain adjacent to zinc finger domain, 1B. The coding region runs from base 727 to 5607 and encodes 1626 amino acids. Gene Ontology annotation, biological process: chromatin remodeling. The record is from RefSeq and is a predicted model, not a curated record. The transcript has 19 exons. NCBI's taxonomy places the organism in Eukaryota, Metazoa, Chordata, Actinopteri, Characiformes, Acestrorhamphidae. Gene Ontology annotation, cellular component: WICH complex. Gene Ontology annotation, molecular function: protein binding; histone H2AXY142 kinase activity.
GCGACACGACGCCGCUUGCUGCCGGGGUAACGGAGUUUUUGGGGUCGAGCGGAAUGUUGCCGGUGGAGUAGCUCUCCCGCCAUUUUUCAACCAGACUUAUUUGUUCUUGGACGGGAAUUCCGUCUGUUCGCGGACCGGAGCGCGGCGCGGGUCUUUACAGAGCGGAGUAAAAGUAGUUAGAUAACUAGCUCAGCGUUCGUCAUCUGCGGGAAGGCGGCCAGGAGGCAUUGUGGGACGGCGGACGGCUCAGAAAGCGCGCCAUACGCCCCCGGACGGCUCCUCUGUUUUCCCGCGAGUCUCUGUGUCUCAGCAGCCCGGCUUCAGGAGUUUCCCCUCCACAGGAGGAGGGUCUGCUGAAAACCGCUUGCUUCUUUACCUCCACAGGGCUGGACGCGUUGAAGCGGCCCGCUGGAUAUGCUGCAGCGGGCUUGUUUAAUCGGUGUCUGGCGGUAAAGCGGCUUCUUCUAACCCCGAACUCCAGCUAGCUAUUGUUUUUCUCCUAGAAGCUGCAGCAACAGCAGCUAGCGUAGCCUAGCCUAACCUAGCUUAGCCUGAUGCUAGCUCCGCUUUGAAUGUCGGCGGUGGAAACGCGGGGACAGGCGCUUUGCGGUCCCGCUUGAUUCAGCAGGAGUUACGCAGCGGCUAAUGGUCGGGUUCGUGUUGUUUAAGCCGAGAUUCAGCGCUAGAAGGAGUUCGGACUGAUCCUCCGCCGUCUGUAAGCGAGCGAUGGCACCGCUGCUGGGCCGGAAACCCUACCCGCUGGUGAAGCCGCUGGCCGAGCCGGCGGGCCCCGGCGAGGAGGUCUACAUCAUCGAGCACACUAAGGAGGCCUUCAGGAACAAAGAAGAAUAUGAGGCCCGAUUGGAGAGAUACAGUGAGCGGAUAUGGACGUGCAAAAGCACUGGCAGCAGCCAGCUCACUCACAAGGAGGCCUGGGAAGAGGAGCAGGAGGUCACUGAGCUGCUACAGGAGGAAUACCCUGUGUGGUUUGAGAAGCCAGUUCUGGAGAUUGUGCACCAUAACACCGUGUCCUUGGACAAGUUGGUGGAUCAGGUCUGGGUGGAGAUCCUCACCAAGUAUGCUGUUGGGGAGGAGUGUGACUUCCUGGUUGGUAAGGAUAAAAGUAUGCGGGUGACUGUGGUGAAGAUACACCCACUGGAAAAUGCUCAAGAGGAGCAGGCAGAGAAAAAGAUGGAGGGAGCGUGUGAUUCCCCCUCCAGUGACAAAGAGAAUGCCAGCCAGGAGAACCAGAAGAAGGAGCAACCGAAAGAGGAGGACAACAAACGAGAGAGUCUUAGUGAUCGGGCACGACGCUCUCCCAGAAAGCUUCCCACCAGUAUGAAGGAGGAAAAGAAAAAGUGGGCCAUGCCAAAAUUUCUGCCUCACAAAUACGACGUAAAGCUUGUCAACGAGGACAAGGUGAUCAGUGACGUUCCAGCUGACAGCCUGUUCAGAACCGAGAGACCUCCUAAUAAAGAGAUAAUGCGCUACUUCAUCAGACACUACGCUUUGAGGCUUGGCAUGGGAGAGAGUGCUCCCUGGGUGGUGGAGGAUGAACUGGUGAAAAAAUACAACCUACCCAGCAAAUUCAGCGACUUCCUCUUAGACCCACAUAAGUUUCUGGCAGAAAAUCCUUCUACAAAGAGAAAGAGCCUCAGCUCUCCAGAGGGGAGACUCAGCAAGAAACUGAAGACCUCUGAAUCAGGAACCGAGACAGAGGAGAAAGGAGAGAAGGAGAAAAAGAGGAGGAAAAAGAGAGACUCUCAGAACAUGCCCCUCAGCCCAACACUGUGGGCAAACAUGCAGGUAAAGAAAGUAAAUGGCUCUCCACUGAAGAUGAAAAAUUCAGGCACGCCUAGAAAAUCAGACGGCAAGAAGUUUGUCGAUCCCAAGAGGGGGCGCAAGAGCGGUGCAGGGAGGCCACCGAACAGCCAGAAAGGAUCUAAAAAAGAUGAAAAAGGCCCCAAGAAACCCAGGAUGAAGCAGAUGACACUGCUCGAUCUGGCAAAAAGUCCCUCUGCUAAAGACAGCCCCAAAAAGAGAGCACGGAGCACAGGGCUUGGCACCCCGAAACUGGGCAAACCUCUGCCACCCAUGGCUCUGCACCUUCUCCGCUUUUAUAAGGAGAACAAGGGCAAGGAGGACAAGAAGAACGCUCUGUCUGCACUGGUGUCCAGGGCGGCAAAGACUCUGACGCCAGAGGACCGUGGACGCCUCCCAGAGGAGCUGAAGGAGAUAGUCCAGAAGCGCUGGGAGCGCCUGGAGGAGAAACGACGGUGGGCACUUAUGAGUGAAGAGGAAAAGCAGGAGGUAUUAAAAAAGAAGCGAGCAGAACUGAAAGCAAAGCUGCGUGAGAAGGCUAAAGAGCGACGCGAGAAGGAGAUGCUGCUUCGGCGUGAGCAGCAGCGACGCUACGAAGAUCAGGAGAUUGAGGGCAAGAGCCUGCCUGCUUUCCGAUUGGUGGACAUGCCCGAGGGCCUGCCCAAUGCACUGUUCGGUGACAUAGCAAUGGUGACGGACUUCCUCAGCUGCUAUUCUGAUCUUCUCAUGCCUGAUGACCAGUACCCAAUCACAGCUCAGGCCUUAGUUGAGGCACUGGCCUCAGACAAGGGUGGCUUCAACUACCUGAACCGUGUCCUGGUGGUGCUCCUCCAGACGCUGCUUCAGGACGAGCUGGCAGAAGCCUACAGUGAACUAGACAUGCCUCUCUCUGAGAUCCCGCUGACCAUGCACUCUGUGUCAGAACUGGUGCGCCUGUGCCUGAGGCCGUCGGACGCUCAAUGCGACGAAAGCUCCCACAGCUCAGAUGAGUGGUCCGGAGGUGGCAGCUACGACGAUGUGGUCAGCAGCGAGUUUCUGGAACGCCUUGAGACAGCUGAGGUGUUUGAGCUCACCCCACAAGAGAAGGUGAGCCUGCUGGUGGCACUCUGCCAUCGCAUACUCAUGACCUACUCAGUGGAGGACCAUGUGGAAGACAUGCAGCAGCGUGCAGCCGGGCUCUGGAGGGAACGUCUCGCCACGCUCAAGGAGGCCAACAUCCGGCGGAAGGCUGAGAAACAGAAGCUCAAGGAGCAAAUGAUUGCGUCAGGAUGCAUCGCCCCCAAGGCAGAGGAAGCGGGAGCCAAGGCAGAGAAGAAGAAGGAGGGGAACACCAAGAAGGAGCAGGUGAAGGCCUCUCAAGAGCCGGAGGACAUGAUCAGCACGGUGAAGAGCCGCAGGCUGAUGUCCAUGCAGGCCAAGAAGGAAAAGGAGGAACAGGAGCGACAGAAUAAGGAGCGCAUGGAGAAGGAGGCUGAGGAAGAGCGACUGCGGAAGCAGAAGGUUGCAGCAGAGAAAGCCUUCCAGGAAGGCAUUGCUAAAGCCAAGCUGGUGAUGAGGAGAACGCCCCUAGGCACUGACCGCAACCACAACCGGUACUGGCUGUUCUCUGAUGUGGUUCCUGGGCUGUAUAUAGAGAAAGGCUGGGUACACGAGAGCAUCGAUUACAGCUUCACUCUUCCUCCCCAGCCUGAAGCACCUAAGGAGGAGGAGGAAGAGGAAAAUGAGGAAGAGAUCAAGAAAGAAGAGGAUGCAGAAGAUGUAGACAAAGAUGAUGAGGGAAGCAUUGCCAGUGCCACUAAUGAGAACGGCCAGCGGUGGAUGUCAGCUCCUGAGAACUACAUAGAGUCCACUGUGCCGAAGCAGGGCCAGAAUCUCUGGUUUGUGUGUGACUCUCCGAAAGACUUGGAGGAGCUUUUAGAAAGUCUUCACUCGCAGGGCGUGCGAGAGAGCGAAUUAAAACUCAAGCUGGAAGUCAAGUUCCAGGACAUAAUGCACUCCAUUCAUAUGAGUAAGAAGGGUAACCUGGGCCUGCGGGCAUGUGACGGCCACCAGGAGCUCCUUAAAUUUCUGCGCAGUGAUAUUAUUGAGGUGGCCUCUCGCCUGGAGAAGGGUGGACUAGGCUGCAUGGAGGACACGGCGGAGUUUGAGGCGCGGGUGGAAAGCCUGGAGAAGCUGAAGGAUUUUGGCGAGUGUGUGAUCACACUGCAGAAGAGCGUGAUUAAGAAGUUCUUGCAGGGCUUUAUGGCUCCCAAACAGAAGAAAAAGAAGAAGCAGAGUGGGGAGGAGAGCGGGAAGACUGAAGAAGUGGAUGAGGAUAAGAAACUGGCUGAGGAGGCUAGGGUGGCGACAGCAGUUGAGAAGUGGAAGACUGCCAUACGAGAGGCUCAGACUUUCUCCCGAAUGCAUGUGCUGCUGGGUAUGCUUGAUGCCUGCAUUAAGUGGGACAUGUCUGCAGAGAAUGCUCGCUGCAAAGUGUGCAGGAAGAAAGUUGGAGAUGAUGAUAAAUUGAUUCUGUGUGACGAGUGCAAUAAGGCCUUCCAUCUCUUCUGUUUGCGACCGGCCCUGUAUCGCAUACCGGAGGGUGAAUGGCUCUGCCCGGCCUGCCAACCGACCACUGCCCGCCGCUCCUCCCGUGGCAGAAACUACAAUGAAGACUCUGAGGAGGAGGAAGAAGAGGAGGAAGAAGAAGAUGAGUCGGAUGAGGAUGACUCUGAUGAAGAUGAACACAGGGACACAGGGCACAGCUUGAGACCGAGAAAGAAGGCCAAGUCCAAAGUCCAGAGCAAGUCUGGGUCCAAGAAGAGCUCUCCUCCCAGUGCCAAAACCUCAUCUAAAACAGCUGCAAAACCUGCCUCAAAACCAGCACCUAAAACCACUUCUAAAUCUCGCUCUGCUCCCAGCAACCCGGCAGACAUAGAGGAACUGGUGCGUCAAAGUUCCAGAACAGGACAGAAAAAGCAGGCACAGGAGCUUGAAAAGUGUGAAGAGAUCCUUCUAAAAAUGAUUAAAUUCCGUUACAGCUGGCCCUUCAGAGAGCCGGUGUCUGCGGAGGAGGCCGAAGACUAUCAAGACAUUAUCAGCACUCCCAUGGACUUCAGCACUAUGCAGAGCAAGUUCAAGUCCUCGCAGUACCGCGGCGUGCAGGACUUCAUCGAGGACAUGAAGCUGGUGUUCUCCAACGCAGAGGAGUACAACCAGCUGGGCAGCAGCGUCCUGCAGUGCACCACCCGCACUGAGCAGGCCUUCACCGACCUGCUGCACAAGAUCCUGCCCGGGGUCACGUACCUCCGCCGCAAGGUCCGCAAACGCAAUGCUCCACAGCAGGAAGAGGACGACGAGGAUGAAGAGGAGGAAGAAGAAGAAAAUGAGGAAGAAGAGGAGGAGGAAGAUGAUGAUGAUGAUGAUGAUGAUGACAAUGAUGAUGACGAACAUGAGGAAGAACAGAAAGGAAGGAAAAAAAUGCAGAAUGGGAAGCAGAGCAAAGCGGCGCCCAAAAAACGGCAGGAGGAUCGCGCUAGCAGCCGGUCGUCACGGAGCAACGGCCGACAGCGCAAACAAGCGGAGAGCGAGAGCGACGGCGAGGAAGAAGACGAAGACACGAGCAAGAGGAAGAGCAAGCGGACAGUAGCGACCACGAAGCGCAAGGACUACCGCGAACAGGACAGCGACAGCGACCGCGAGAACAGGAGAACUGGCUUGAGGCGAUCAGGGAGGAGGGCGGCGGAGCCUAGCAGCGACGAGGACUCAGUCAGCCAGCGACAUUCCAAGAGGCAGAAACGCUCAUAAUCAAAAAGUGCAGGGUGCCCCCCCCCCCCCCCCCCCUUUUUUUCUUUUCGUUUUUGUGCUCUUCAUACAAAAAAAAAAAAAAAAUCAUACUCCCGGUCCUACCUCCCGCGGUUACAAAAAACAAAACAAAAACAAAGGACCCUCGUUGCUUACUUUGCGUAUUAGUCCGAAAUCGAAACUUCUCCUCCGCUUAGAUUUUUGUUCUUUUUUCUGGUAUAUCUGACCCUUUUCGAUGUUUGUUUUAUGUUCAUAUUGACAUACGAAAGAAAACUGAUUUAUAUUUGUAAGUCGUAAGUUUAUUACUGGUGACUCUUCGUUUUCUUUUUCUCAGCCAGGAAAAAAUGUAUCAUCUCCGAUGAGAGAUGAUCUCUCUGAGCGCUUAAGAUUUUUUUCCUUUUUUGAUAAAAAAAAAAAUUUACCUUUAAGCCACUUAUUUCUUAAAAACCAGCAAAAAAACAACAAAAUACACAAAAUAUGGAUUUGUCGUUGGUGUACAUCUUCGCCUGUCUGUGUGCCGUUGUCAGGCAGGGCAGCUAAUUAACGACAAGUCAGCUGAGACCGAAUAUUCUGGAGGAUUCAAAUGUUUUUUUUUUUUUUGUCUUUUCUUUCUAAGUGAUGCUCUAGAAUACAGAAGCUCCAGCUGAUCUUGUUGUGCACCGAUACUUCUUUUUACUAUCCUCAUGGAGAAGAGAACCAGCACCAAAAUAUUUUUAUUUUGUAAUGUGUAAUGAUUUUUCAUUUUUCAGAGUACAAUACAAAUGAAUAAAGCAUUUUUUGAUCUAGAUGAAA